Molecule: messenger RNA, 6579 nt
Organism: Salvelinus fontinalis (brook trout)
Lineage: Eukaryota; Metazoa; Chordata; Actinopteri; Salmoniformes; Salmonidae
Gene: rinl
Product: Ras and Rab interactor-like
Exons: 12
Coding region: 390-2900 (836 amino acids)
Biological process (GO): vesicle-mediated transport
Cellular component (GO): cytosol; endocytic vesicle
Molecular function (GO): guanyl-nucleotide exchange factor activity; small GTPase binding
Source: RefSeq, a predicted model, not a curated record
GGUGGGGGGGGGGGGGUGGAGGAGGAGAGAAUGAGAAAACAAAAAUAAGUUGAGAACUUGUGAGCAAGUGAAAGUGCAACAUCAAAUGUCAAGGUGUGUAGUCGAGUGUGGUAGAGGCAGGUAAAGCGUCGACACAAUAUAUACUUCUGACGGAACAGCGAAAUGCUAUGUUGCUAAGGUACGAAGUCUGCAUUAGGAUUUUUUUUACCCUGUAAUUUUUCCCCAAUAAGAUAAAUUGUUGAGCAACGUAGUUAGAAUGUGAAAGGACAAUCUGUUGGCACAAGGUUACAACAUGAAGAGAUCUGUGGAGUUUCUGUCAGGCUGAAGGGAAGCCACAUAAAGUCACAGCUACUUUGAAAACAGCCAUAUAGGGCCUAUUAACAUCUGGGAUGAUGAGGGGAUUGGAAGAUCAGGAUAAGAAGGAUGACUCUCACAGAGGUGUGAGUGGCACGGUGAGGACAGAGAAUGAGGUUACUGAUGGAGUUUCAAGGAGGACCCUGACCCUGCUAGACAGGUUGCGACUGUGUCAGGAUGCCUGGGCCCCAGGGGGCCCCUGGGAUAGAGACGGUGCCCAUGCUGCCCUCUGGGGCCGGCCUGCUGGGAGCUUCCUGGUGUUGAGGGACUCUGCCUCCCAGCCCGUCCUGCUGUGUGUGGUCACUGGAGGAGAGAGUGGACACGUCAGAGACAACCCCAUACAACGCACUGGUGCAGCUUAUCAGCUAUCUCAGUCAUUUUUAGGCUUCUCUGAUCUGGCCCAGUUAGUGCUCUUCUACUCUCUGAGCAGGGACGUGUUGCCAGUGUGUCUGUUCAUCCCUCCGUGGCUCUACAGUCUAACAGAUCAGCCACAGUCCAACAGUCUGUCCCAGCUGGGUCCCAAAUCCUGGCUGUGUCCCACCUCUGACCUCCAGCCUGAUCACAUGACUCAGAGGGCUACUGGUACUGCCAUGUGCACCAUACAGCUGACAGCAGCCAAUGGUGCUCUGUGCAUCAUCAACCCACUCUAUCUCCAUGAGCAUGGCGAUGACUGGCUGACCCAUCAACCAACCAGCCCACAGCGAGUUAAUCGGCCAGCGAAUUAUAGGCGUGAGAGACGACUGAGUACAACAAGACCUUGGUCAGGGGCGGGCCUUCUUACUAAGAGAGCUAUCUCAAUGGAGCAGGAGUCCUACAGCUCCAGGUCUGAUAAUCCAGGGUCUCCUGUAGUCCAGGCUACCCCGUCUCCCCCCACCCCAACAGGAGGGGUGGUUCUGAGGAGGCCCAGUAGGGAUGCUUCCAUUGAGUCACUCGAUAGAACAUGGACCCAGGACCGCACUACCAACCCCAGGCCCCCCUCAGACCCCAAGCCCCUGUUCAGCCCUGCCCCUCAGUCCCCUCACAGGGUGUCCUGGGUUGAGGACAGGGUAUGGCUCUCCAAACCGCCACCCCCCUCCCUCCUCCGCCCCCCCUCCCUGGAGAUGGACUCGCUGUCAAUCAGCAGCAUGGAGGAGGAGCCGGAGUCGGUCACCAGCCCCUCCCACUCCCCCCACCCCUCGCAUCGUUUGGCCGACAAGGUGAAACACCGCCUCUCGGCUGUGGGCCUGGCCAUUGGUGGGCUGGGGUGUCCACAGAAGAGGAUGACCAAGCGGGUGCAGGAGCUCAGCAAGCGGAGGGGUGGUUUGUUUGCCGAGGCAGUGAUGGGAUUCGUUGAGAUGACCCUGGGGGCUGGGUUUACCCCUGGAAUGACAGGUGCGGACCUGCUUCAGGAGGUGCGUACGGCUCUCACUGCCCUGAGAGAGACACUGCUGGACUGUCCUGAGAUACACAUCCUCAUAGACAGUAUGGCGGACACACCCGACGGGGAGCUGGAUGCCAUACUGGAGCUCUCCCUACACAAGGUGGCCCUAAAGCCUGUGAGCGCCCACCUGUACACCUGCCUCCAGAGCUGUUGGGACCAUGACGGUAGCCUGCGGAAGCUGAGGGAGAACCAGCGGCUCCUGGAGGGCCGGGGGGUGGAGGAGCUGGAAGGGACGCCUGGGGCGGGGGUCCCUGACCCUGUCACCCUGGAGAAGAUCCAGCAGAGGUGGUCAGCCAUGCACCAGUCCUACUCCCCCAGCAGGAAGGUCCAUAUCCUGCUCAAGGUCUGCAAGACCAUCUACCACAGCAUGACGGCCAAUGCCAACCCAGGUGUGGUGUAUGGGGCUGAUGACUUCCUGCCGUGUCUGACCUGGGUGCUUCUGCGUAGUGAUGUGGUCACUCUGCAGCUGGACACUAACUACAUGAUGGAGCUACUGGACCCCACACAGCUGCAGGGAGAGGGAGGUUACUACUUGACGUCCCUGUAUGCCUCUCUCUUCUACAUCAGCAGCUUCCGCCCUCGUCUCGCCACGCGCCAGCUCAGCACCGAGGCCCAGCAAUCGCUGAGCCAAUGGCAUCGCAGGCGCACCCUGCACUGCAACCAGUCACGACGCAGCACAAAUCGGAGGACCCUCCGGAGACCUGGGCACAGUGAGAAGUUAUGUUAUGCAGAGACUGAAACUGGCACAGGAACUGUAACUGGCGCCCUACCGGCGCCCUCUAGUGUUGUGGCCAAGGCACUGCACAUAAUCUCAGAGGUGGUGGUAGCUGAGGAAGAGGGUAGCAGAGCAGAGAGCCAAGGAUCCCCAGCUGCACAACUCCAGGCCUCGCCUCGGAAGGAGAAAGAGAUUACAGUAGAAGAGUUGGACGGACAUCCAGCCGGGAGUGAAGUGGACUUGGAGGGAGGGGUCAGACCAUGGAGGUGUGUUUUGGAGAGUGAGGAAGGGCAGGUUAGUCACAGGGUCCAUGAGGAACUCUGUGCCAGGUCAGUGGAGCUAGAUGACCAGACAGACACACAGAUAGGUCAGCAGAGGUCAGAGUGGACUGGGCUGCCAUUGGGAGACUGAUGACCCAGAGGAGCCAGUCUGUCUAGAACCCUGGGCUUUGCCGCAAGCACUUAGCUGGCAAACGUAAUGUAAACGUGUUAAGCAAAACAUUUAUUUUACAACUCCUGGUUUCAGUUGCAUUGAAAUACACCCAAUAAGACAAAGAUAAUGGUCUGACUAGGUUGAAUUUGGGUCAUUUGAAAUAUUAUGUGCUUUAAAUUGUUUGUAGAAGAUAUUUCCCAUGAGUGUUGCAAAUUGUGACGUUUGUAAUAUUUUAAUUGACAUUCCUUAGAGAAAUUACUCUGUGGGGCCAAUUAAAUGGUCAAUUUGGGGCAAAUGAUGGAGGCUAGGCCAUCAGCAGGCUGGCUCCAUGGUUAGAACACUGUUGAUGUAUUUUACAUGUUGACCACUAGGUUGCAGUACCACACCUUUUUUGUCUGUUUCGUCUUGGUUUUAGUAGUCAAGCAUGAUAACAGUGGAGCGCAUAAGGAUGUUGAGAAAGGGAGAGAAAUGUGUUGAGAUGCCUGAAAUAACAUCUAUAACGAAAUUACUGUUGAUCUGUAUUAUGUUGUGUGUAAUAUGCACUCUGAUUUUAACUUGUCAUUCUAUUAUUUUAAUCUACAUUAUUUGACCAUGCAUUAGAAUGCUGUAAUCCGGCAGACUGCAGACAGCAUUAUAGACAUCUGCACAGUAGAAUACUUUGAUGCUAAAGAGUGAACAGUGGCGCAGACAGGUCCUUAUUUAUACAAGCACAUGUAUUACAGACACAUGGUACCACUACCAUAGACAAAGUCACACAAACAAGCGCGCACACACGGACCUACUGUAAUAUAUACACACUUAUAUGCAAAUGAACGCACGCACACGUGCCCUCCCAUACAUUCAUACAUAUGGAAGCGCCUCAUUCAGAAUUUUAAAUUAGAAACCCAAUCAAAUUUGCCUAAUGAGACAUCUGGCAUUCUGCCUGCAUUUCGAUCUUUUAACCAGGUCUAAGAAACAUCUGGGCUCUUCAUCAGCCCAGUCAAACCUGAUGGGAGCGAGACUUAACAUCUACUACACACACCUCUUACAUAUAUGAUCACGUGAUGUAUUAUGCAUACAUGGGACUACAUUACACAUUCAUUCCAGCCAUAAAUUAGAUAUAUGGCGGUGGCGAGCGCACAGAUGGCAGACGCCUGGGGCAUUUAAAGCUAGGAUUCGCUAGCUAGCUGCAGCUAAACGUAGGAGCCGUCCUGCUGCAGAGAGAGAGAAAGAGAGAAAAGGAUGGUCACACAAAGAUACCCACUCACAUACGCAACGUGCAUGCACAUCCAAGCACAAGGCAACACCAGGACAAUAUACAGACACACACAUACUGAAAAACAUGAAUAUUCACACUAACAGUAUAUCACAAUCACCUGUUCGUCACGCUAAAUGUAUACCAGUAUCAGUGUGCCUGGUGUGUGUUCCCCCUCCCCCUUGAUUGACAGACAUCUAACGAGCAGCUGCUGUAAUGGGCCUGGCAGCCUCUCCUAAUAGUGAUAAAUAGAUGAGAGGCAUUUGUGAAUCAAGACCAAACACUUUUCAAUCAAUUAUUCACAACAUUACUCCAAUUUAUGCAUCAUCAGGCUGCUACACAUCCCGGUUGUUCCCAGGCUGGAAACAGUGUUUAAACUCGGUGGUAAAUGACAGUAGGCGCUACAAACUCUGGUUUUCCUCUUCGGCUGACAGAUAAUAUGGUUCCUUUUUUUCAUCGCGUCCUGCAUGAGUUUUAAUGAAAACUUAUGAAAGUGAGUGGAGCGUCAUCGUACGUUCCUGACCUGUCUGCUCUGACUAUGGUCGUUCCAUAUGGGACAUCACGUCACCGAGCUGCUCAGUCUGUCACUGUCUCUCUGGCCUUCACUCUUAUUUUGUUUGUCCCAUUGUCCUAUUCUGCUCUUUCAUUCGUUGUCACAAACCGCUUCCCUUUGUUGAGGCAUUGUAGUUGGACACUUUUCCUCUAGCGUUCUCUUUCUCCUCCUCCCUUUGCGCUGCUCUCUCCCACUUGUCUGAACUCUGACAGGUGUGUAAUUGAAUGAUUAAUGAUAAAACAGAGGCCCUCCUCCACACACAAACACAAACACACGUGCGCGCACACACAUUCAGCAUUUUGCAUUCCGCUUAAAAACCAACCACAUACACACAGACAUCUAAACUUCUAUUUUCUUACCAAUAGUUUAUUUGUUCGUCUUUUCGUGCACAUUUUCAUUCAUUCAGAACUGAUGGCUAUAUCAUUCAGAGUAUGCAUAGGUUUCUUUCUCAAAACACAAUCCUCAAAGCAUUUAUGUAACACAAAUCAUCUGUAACACACGUCUGCCAAAAUCAUGCUGUGAUUCACUAUAUUUGUACAAUUUUGUCACAAAUAUUGAAGACAUCUGGGUUAGGUUUCAGUUAUAUUGACAAAGCUGUAUGCCCCCAAAAUGUGUGUUUAUAAUAUUUCCUCCUGCUCUAGCCUUCGAGUUCCUCCAGUUUAAGGUUAUUUCAUUAUUAAGAUAGACUUCGUUGUCAUAAUGACUUCACACUAUACGUUUCCCUCACUGAGCUCUGUGGCUGUACACACUGUUCUCUCUCCCUUCUCUUUCCCAGUAUUGGCACAUUUAUGCAAUGCAAUUUCCACUAGCUAAUGGAUUUUGUGUUUGUGUGAGGCUACGGACUCUAGCUAUCAAAAGCAAUCAUAAAGUGAAAACAGUAUGAAUAGCAUCUCACUGCUGCUGUCUGUCUGUUGGCUCCGAGAUCUCCUUCAGACUAUCAUACAGUCAAUUAUUUUCUUUAUGGGACCAUAGUGUUUAAAUAAUAAUAAUAAUACAUUUUAUUUUAAGUGCUUUUCAAGCUCCAUAGUCAAGAUAAUAAGAAAAAGGAACACAUUCAUAAAUGAACUCAUGCAUAUGGUCAGGAAGCUCGAUGUGAACAAUAGACCUGCAGUGCAACAGAUUAUGAACCAACUGUGUGUCCACGGAUUGGGGACAACAUUUACAGCUGGACAUGACUAGCAUUUCUGGAGGGUAGCGUGACAAGAUGGACAAGGCGAAUGAGUGUGUGGACAGGAAAAUAAGUGAUGGGACUUAGGGUCAGCCCUAAGGGUCAGAAAGCCAGGCCAUUUCCUGCUGACCCUUGUAUGAACUCUGACCCCUGCUGCAGGCUGCAUCUAUCACAUGACAGGAGUGAGGUGGGGAUUGAAUGGAUGGCCGGGUGGAGGAGCGGGGUUUAGGCCAGGCCAAAUGCAUUUGAAUUGUGUUUGACAUUUAAUGAGUAAUCACUUUGGCUUGGAUUUGAACCUUGUUGCACAUGGCCCUGCAGAUGGGAGGAGGUAUGAAGUGAAUGAGGAAGGAAUGUGGAAAGACAGAGAAAAUGAGGAGUAAAAAACAAACAAAGAACUAAACUAAAGGAGAGGGGGAGAGAGGCCAGGGAGGAUGCUAGGCUAGUAGAGAAACAAGAAGAGAAGGUGAUACAAUGCUGCUGCAAACAUCAGUUGAAAAUGAGCCAAAUAGCAUACAGUGACAACAUGUGAUUGUACCAGGAAAAUAGGACUAUUUUCAAGAUGACCUAAUACCGAUUUGUGUAUUUCACUACUGUGUAUACCUUUCACAUCUAACUGCAAAUAAUUAGAGGGCAAACUCAAAUAAUAAGUAAUUCACACAUUUUUACAAAAGAAAGCUUUUAAUACUAUAAGUAUAAUCAUAAC